AUGAUGAUGCUGAUGAAGACGCUGAUGAAGAUGCUGAUGAAGAUGAUCUCCAUCAGGAUGAUGAUGCUGAUGAAGAUGGUGGUGGUGCUCCAGGUGCUUCUCCACGUGCCACAGGUCCGCUCAGACAGCAGGAGCCUCCUGGGAGCGUCCCGGUCCUCCUACCCCCCCUACAUGAUGCAGCUGUACCGCAGCGCGCUGACUGAGGGCCGCCGGACCGCGAGCGGAUCCCCGGACAGCAGCCGCGGACACGAGGCCCUGCACCACGCCGACUCCGUGCUCAGUCUGCUGGCCAAGAGUUGCCUCCAGAAUGGUGACAAAUGGGCCAUCACUUUUGACAUGUCCUCCAUCUCAGCCAGCGACAACGUCCAGAGGUCGGAGCUUCGCAUCCGCCUUCCAGACUUCACCGCGUCCCAGAACACGGUGGUGGACAUCUACCACUCACCUAAAGGCCACUGCGGUAAGAUCCACUGCGCCGAUGAUGAAGAGCGCCUGUACCUGGGUCGGCUCAGAGCUUCAUCGGCCACGUCUUCUCCACACUCUUCCUGGAGAGUCCUCAACAUGACCCUCCUGCUGAAGUUCUGGCUGCACCAGGGUGGACCCAUGCCUUCCCAGGAAGUACAGAGUGAAGACAGCCAGGAGACUGUGGUCCAACAUCCCACCGCCAACAGCAUCAUGAUGGUGGUCUACUCCAAGCAGAUGCAGAAGAAGGCGUCCACCCUCAUCCGCACAGCCGAGCACUCCAAGUACGUGACCUUGGAAAGGGCUGCCAAUGCUCAUGGGCUUGGAGCUCGGCGCCACAAGAGGAACCAUAACCACAGGGUCCAUAAGAAAGUGCGUGAAGCGGUAGAAGGAGCCGGGCAUGCUGGACAUGUCAGCGUCCCUCAAGUUGAUGAGAAGAAGCCACUGUGCAGAAAGGUGGACAUGUGGGUGGACUUCGACCAGAUCGGCUGGAGCGAAUGGAUCAUCUACCCUAAGCGAUACAAUGCCUACCGCUGUGAGGGCAGCUGCCCUACGCCCGUGGACGAGUCAUUCACGCCAACAAACCAUGCAUACAUGCAGAGUCUUCUGAAGCUUCACCACUCAGACCGCGUCCCCUGCCCGUCGUGCGUGCCCACGCGCCUGGCACCGCUCUCCAUGCUGUACUACGAGAACGGGAAGAUGGUAAUGAGGCACCACGAAGGCAUGGUGGCAGAAGCAUGUGGCUGCCAGUGAUACAACCUCAAACUCAAACUUCAGAACUUCAGCACUUAGGAACAUCUCUACGCAACAUCUGCUCAAGAAAAAGAGACUCCAGCAGAAAGAGAGAGACAAGAGACAAGACAGAGACUUGAAAAAAAGAGAGCACUACUAAAGCAAUAAUGAUGUACUAAUUGUUUUUGCAUUGUUAUUUAUCAAAUAUAUUCAUAUAUAUAUAUAUAGCCCUUUCACACACUGAUUAUUGCAUUGUUGAAUUACUGCAUCACUUGCGUAAAUAAUGUGAAGCAUCUACUUGAAAUCAGUUGGCAGCUAUAUUCCCU
Astyanax mexicanus (Mexican tetra) is the source of this 1517-nucleotide messenger RNA. It is a transcript of the gene ndr1, whose product is annotated as nodal-related 1. NCBI's taxonomy places the organism in Eukaryota, Metazoa, Chordata, Actinopteri, Characiformes, Acestrorhamphidae. The record is from RefSeq and is a predicted model, not a curated record. Gene Ontology annotation, molecular function: growth factor activity; type I activin receptor binding; cytokine activity. The transcript is spliced from 3 exons. Gene Ontology annotation, biological process: BMP signaling pathway; SMAD protein signal transduction. The coding region runs from base 1 to 1212 and encodes 403 amino acids. Gene Ontology annotation, cellular component: extracellular region.